AUGAGCAGCGAAAGUUUGUUACCUUAUUACACUGCCCACAGCUACCGUUCAAUGGGCGUGUUCAAUACCUCCAUGGGGGACCUGCAACGACAACUGUACAAGGGAGGAGAGUAUGACAUUUUCAAAUACGCACCUAUGUUUGAAAGCGACUUUAUCCAGAUCAGCAAAAAAGGAGAGGUGAUCGAUGUACACAACCGCGUCCGAAUGGUGACCGUGGGCAUUGCAUCCACCAGCCCUAUCCUCCCGCUACCUGAUGUCAUGCUGCUGGCUCGACCGACAAAAAUCUGUGAAGAGCAUGCCAGACAUGCCCGGACCACCAAGGGGAGAGGUCGCAAGCCCACCAAAACCCUAGAGCUCACCAGGCUGCUUCCCCUCAAGUUUGUCAAGAUCUCCAUUCACGAUCGUGAGAAACAGCAGCUGCGCCUGAAACUUGCCACUGGCCGCACUUUCUACCUGCAGCUGUGUCCCUCUUCAGAUGCACGAGAAGACCUCUUUUGCUACUGGGAAAAACUUGUCUAUCUCCUGAGACCACCAGUGGAUAGCUGCAGCAGUACCCCGACCCCGCAAACUGGGGACGCAGCCACCUUAGAGGAUGACAAGGGCCUAGUGACCGCAGAGCUCCAUAGAGAAGGGGAUCAGGAUGAGUUCAGGCUUCACAAGCCUCGUGAGGUGUCUAGAGCCACCUCUUCGGCUUACGCUGGGGGAGAGGGAAUCCAUCACGCCCACCACAGAAUGCCUGGCUCGCCUGCAGAAUCCAGGGCUGCCGGGAGGGCUGAAGGAGUAGCUACCAGGGCAGCCGCAGGCAUGGCGGGGGCAGCAACGAGCACUACCACGGGCUUGGCCAUGGCGGGGGCAACAAGCUCUUCAUCAGGUGCGCUGAGCAUGGCAGCAACCGAGGCUACGAGUACAAGCCAGGUCAGCACGGCCCUGUCUGGAGCCACCGGCAGAUGUACAGGAGAAAGCGGAUCCAAUAAGGCCAUCGCAGGUGCUCUCAAUAUAUCCUCAGAGGGUAUGAACAUGGCGUUGGGAGCUGCAAGCGUGUCCUCGGCCAGUGCUUCCACCCUAACCACGGGGGCUGCUAGCGUCUCCCCAGGCAGCAGCAUGAGCGUGGUGUUUGCAGGCGCAGUGACGACGGGCACGCCUGCUGCCGAAAAAGCCGCAUGCCCAGGGGUAGGACCCCUUGUCUCCACCUUGCAGAGUGAAGGCUACAUGAGCGAGCGGGAUGGAAGCCAGAAGGUCUCCCAGCCUGGUGCCGAAACCCGGAAGGGAAAAAAAGAAAGAAGAGGAAAGAAGGACAGAACUUCGAGUAGGAAAAGUUCCCGUCACCACAGGACAGGAGGGGACAAGUCGACCCGGAGAUCAUCCUCCCACCGGUCCUUAUCCGGCCAUGACAAAAGAGAUGACAGAAAGGAAAAAGGGCCGAGCCACGGAAGAAGCAGAGAACACAGCUCUCGCAGGACUGGUAGCCACAGCGCCACAGCAAAGGAGUCAAGGACAGCUCACAAGUUGGGGAAGAUCAAAUCUACGAGCAGUUCGGGGCCUGUAAGUAAGAAAUCCAGUAAAAUUGGCUCUUUCUUCAGGAACUUGAAAGUCACUUCUGGCUCAAAAACAGUGGUCACAUCACACGAUAGAGGGGUAGGCUUCGUGGCUAAGUCAGUAGAGAAGCGCAACAUAGAGGCCAAGGUAGAGAAAGCCCCAGGCAGAAAAGAUCUGGAGAUCUCUGGUACCAUGACAUCUGAGACAAUGGAGACCAUAAUCAUUGAAGGUAAAUCCGUUUAA
This is a messenger RNA of Odobenus rosmarus divergens (Pacific walrus), 1779 nucleotides long. It is a transcript of the gene GARIN3, whose product is annotated as family with sequence similarity 71, member B. Gene Ontology annotation, cellular component: nucleus. The record is from RefSeq and is a predicted model, not a curated record. The transcript is spliced from 2 exons. Bases 1 to 1779 code for a protein of 592 amino acids. NCBI's taxonomy places the organism in Eukaryota, Metazoa, Chordata, Mammalia, Carnivora, Odobenidae.